Molecule: messenger RNA, 2675 nt
Organism: Scophthalmus maximus (turbot)
Lineage: Eukaryota; Metazoa; Chordata; Actinopteri; Pleuronectiformes; Scophthalmidae
Exons: 10
Coding region: 259-1920 (553 amino acids)
Source: RefSeq, a predicted model, not a curated record
AUCAACCGAAGCUCUUCGGCUGGUCCCCGAGCCCCGAGCCCACUGAAGUCCGGUACCGUCGACUGUCGAGGGCGGCGGACGAGAUUAAUGAAAGAUAUAUAUAUAUAGAUGUAGAUAUACAUAUCUACAGCUGUAUGUCAUUUUCUUUCUUCUAAAAGACACAUUUUCCAGAAUCCAUCACUCCUGAACUCCUCAGUCCGCCGAUUUUUAUUUUCCUCCUCCGGAUCCGAGGCUUGAGAAAGAGAAGGAGUAUUCACGAUGACAGUAAUCAGCGCUGCAGUGCUCAGCGCCGUGUUCUGCACCGUUGCUUCAGCAACGUUGACAGUCAUAGCCGAGCGCAGGACGGCGUUCUUCGGGGAGGACGUCCACAUCGAUGUCCCGCCCGGGGACGUUGGAGAGGUUGUGUUUAAGUCCAGCGCCAAUCACUCGGCCGAGGUGGUUCUGAUGCGCGGCGGCCAGGGGCUGAACAGACGGGACCUCAACUCUCUGGGCCACCUGGUGCUGAAGGACGUUCGGGAGAAGGACGAGGGCCUGUACGUCAUCAGGGACAGCGACCACCCCGACAUCGUCCAUGAGCUCAGCCUCACCGUCAGGGACUGCGCCGUGGAGCAAGUGGUGAAGUACGGAGAAACCUUCAUCAUCCACCUGAACCACGUCGACGGCCCCGUCACCCUGGAGUUCAGGCCGAGUCUGCCUCAGCUCAACCAAACGGAGACGCAGCGAAGCACAGAGCCGCCGUCCGUGGUGCUGUACAACCAGACGGCGGUGGCGGUGGACGAGUACGUGGGGCGCCUCAGCGUGUCGGAGAAACGGGUGACGCUGCACUCGGUCAGGAUGACGGACGAGGGGAGCUUCACGGUGCUCGACCGCGACGGCAAAGUCCGGAGGAGGAACUGCCUGAACGUCCGAGAGCACCAGACCUUCCUGCGCCUCCCGUACGGAGGAAACCUGAAGAUGCAGCUCUACCUGCACCACUCCGACGUCAGCGUCGUCUACAGGCCCAAGUCGGACAACCAGGACCGGCUCGUCCUGGACCGGGGGGUUCUGGUGACGCCGCCGGACCCGCUGCUGGAGGGCAGGCUGACCGCGGUGGGGUCGGAGCUCAUCGUGGACAGGGUCGUCGUGGCCGACGCGGGCGUCUUCAAAGUGACAGACCUGGCGGGGUUGACUGUGGCUCACGUCUACGUGGAGGUACAGGCCAAUAAGCUGCCUCCCCUGACCGUGGCCGUCCUCGCCAUGCUGGGCCUGAUCGCCUCCAUGCUGCUCGCCUGCCUGCUGUCCUGCCUCUACAACGUGCACCGGAGGAACGAGAAGAACAAAAAGCUGAUGCUGAUCGCUCAGCAGGCGGGCAAGGGGGCCGACGGCGACGCUUUCAGACAGGUGGUCCAUGACGCGUACACCCGGUUCACUGAGGAAUCUCUGAUGCAGUCUGUGUGUGACAACCCCUCGGAGAGCACAGAGGUCACCAUCAAGGGCCUUGAGGUGUCCAAACCGGGCCGCUACCAGGCUCUUACCUCAGAAAACUUCCUGGAGAUGAGCGACUCCGGAGUGGAGUUCACCACCUCCGGUCUCCCGCUGGACAGCGACACCGAUGGUGGGAUGACCUACGCCUCCAACAAACCCCUCCUGAACGCCGUCUCCCCCACAGCCGUGACCAGAGGAGUUGACCCCUACAGCCCCGAGGCCACCGUUGUCCCCGACGGCGACCUCAGUGCCAGUCGGACCCCCGACUCCGCCAUGAGCGCCAGCCCGGCCUCCAAUCCUCGCUCACUUGCGUCCGCGGCGCCCGACGGCAGCCCGCGUGGUCCCGCGUCGCCGGGAGCGGCCUCCCGGGUCACCGCCGGGUCCGACUCAGCCGAGACAGACGGCGCUGAGAGUGGAGAAGCUGUGCAGCAAGAGGAAUCGGCUCCGAGCACCUGAGAGAGAGGGGAUACGCCUGGGUGACGUUUCGUUUUCUUUAGCUCAUGUCUCCUCAUACAGUUACGACACACAGUUCUGGCUUUGUGUUUCUUAAGAAACCUCCUCAUAUCCAAACACACCAACACAACUCCCUGAUCUUCUGCAUCGCAAGUAACGUCACAGACGCAUUACUCGUGCUUGGAGCUGGAUAUCAGCGCAGCUCAGGAACAAAAAAAUCAUAAAAACACAGUCACACAAAAUGCACAGUGGACAAUUGAAUGCACUACGCACCGAACAAUUAGAUGCAGAAUGGUAAAAACUGAGCUCUAUCAAAAAAAAAGAAGAGAGCAAUUCUGUGCGUAUGGAAAAACUUAAAAUGCAUGCAUUUAAAUGAAACAUUAGAGCAGAUAUCAUAGUUCAGAUCUGCAGGAAGAGUAGAGUAGAGUAGACUGACUGCAUGCGAGCUGGGACGAGCUGAAGAAGCACCGGCUCACACAGAAGUCACCUUGACGUGAAAAAGGGCAAAACAAAGGAUCAUGAGCUCCCGUCGAAAGGUUGUCACGAAAGAAAAAGAAAAGACAGGAGCUUGACAGUUUGACAGUUUCAGAGUCGGUUCGCUCCAAAGUAUCAGACAUUACUUUUCCUAAGACCAAGGCUGCGAACAACAACAGCAAAGACAGUCUCCCCAGUUUGAGACAGCACACACACACAGACACACACACACACACACACACGCACACACACACACACGCACGCACGCACGCACGCACACACAC